Fusarium mangiferae is the source of this 1677-nucleotide messenger RNA. RefSeq lists its product as uncharacterized. NCBI's taxonomy places the organism in Eukaryota, Fungi, Ascomycota, Sordariomycetes, Hypocreales, Nectriaceae. Bases 1 to 1677 code for a protein of 558 amino acids. The transcript has a single exon. The record is from RefSeq and is a predicted model, not a curated record.
AUGCUUUUGUGUGUCCCCAACGAGAUUUUGCUUCACAUUUGCACCAUUAUCGAGUGCAAAGAUUGGGAAGGCGGAUGGGAUACCAAGUCCUCCUACGAGGCACUCUUGUCUCUGAGCCGCGUUUGCAAGCGAUUGCGUGUGAUUGCAGAGUUCCAUCUCUUUCGAAGCAUUUUUGUCCUCGAGGAGGACCCUGAUGAGAAAUGGAUGCAACUUGCAAGACGCCUGCAACAGGAUCCUGAGUGGGGUCUCACCGUGAGGACGUUCUGCUCCCAGAGAUACGAUCCCAUGGCGCAUCCAUACUUCCUCGACUGGAUUACCAAGCAUUUCAAAAAGCUUUCCUCAUCACCUGACCGUGAUAGAAUCCCCCAAGGUCUCAGGACUGUCAUACAGCAGGAGUUGAAAUUCAGAAUAUUCAAACGGCCAUACAGAAGUUUGAAAGUGCUUCUCAUGCUUCUCAUGCCUGAGCUGAGACACCUCGAGCUCUGGAUUACUGACCUCAAAUCUACGCCGUUUCUUUUGACUGAAGCAUUUGAAGGUGACCAAGACAAAGGUUAUGCUGGGUUUGAGCCCAACGAAGGGGGUCAGGUGUAUAAAGGUAUCCCGGAUAUCCUCCUUUUCCGCCAUCUCGAGUCGGUAACUCUGAGAGCCUAUGAUGACAAACUGGGCUCCCCAAUACGGUGUAAAACAGUCAGCGGUCUCUUCAACCACCCAAGCAUCAAGGCUCUGAGAUUUGACGGCUUUGCAUUGUUGCAAUAUACUUGUUCGAAGUUGGGCUGGAGCAAGGCGCCCAGCAACCUGACUAGGCUCGACCUUGAAAACUGCAUCCUACAGCCCAUGUCCCUCCAAAGCAUCAUGGAGAAAUGCACAAGCCUCACCCAACUCAAUAUGGGCCUCAUAGGCUACGGAGACGUGAAAGAUGCUAGUCAUAAUCUUGAGGAGUUUGGCGACGUUCUCAGAGCCCAUGGGCAAAACCUGAUCGACCUUUCAAUCACGAAACCAAUGUGGGAUCCUCACCUCGCUGAUUGGAAGAACUACAUCGGAAGUCUCAGAAAACUGGAAGUUCUGAGACAUCUAUCCAUCGGUAGGUUGAACUUUGUUGGGCCCAUAGAUAAUGAGAAUAAGAGGUACAUAACCAUACACGACAAACUUCCUCCGUCCUUGGAAACUCUCACCAUUGAAGCAGAGAUGACGGGCUGCUCGUGUGACUUGGAUAGAGCCAGAGAGACAGAAGAGCUAGUUUGCGACAUGCUCAUGUAUGAACCACUUCCGCGGAGCUUGAAAAAAAUAUACAUGAAGUUGCUACGGGGGCCAGACGCUCAAGGUUAUGAAGUGAAGGAAGCUGAUAACCUUGGGGCCUGGCAAGUCGGGAAGAAAGGUGUAUGGGUGCGGAGACGCAAGAGGGCAAGGGGGGACGAGGAUGAUGACGAUAAUGAAGAGGAAGAUGAAGAGAUCGAGGAAGAUGAUGAGAGCGAGGGCGAGGGCGAGGAGAAAGAUGAGGAAGUUGAGGAGAAAGAGAUCGAGGAGGUCGAGGAGGUCGAGGAGGUCGAGGAGGUCGAGGAGUGCAGGGAGUUGGAAGAGCAUGAGGAGUGGUCGGAGUGCGAGGAGGAUGUGGAUUAUGAAAAGGACAAGGAGUAUAGAGUGAUUCAAUUCAUCAGCAGUGCGACUCGGACUGGAUAA